AUGAAGAAGAUUUUAUUGCUGUGUUUGGCAAUUAAUUAUCUAGAAUGUUCUCCUAACCACGGUUCUGUAGUGGAGACACCGAAUGGACCAGUGAGAGGGGUACAAAAUGAAAAGGGAGAUUUCACUAUGUAUCUUGGAGUGCCGUACGGUGUGGUGGACGAAGAUAAUCCUUUUGGGGACGCAAAACCACCUCCCAAGUUCACCUCAGUCUUCGAAGCGGUGUCCGACUCCACACUUUGCCCACAAUACAGUGGACGCCCCGUUGGUGAGAUUAACUGUCUAAAGCUGAACGUCUACGCACCAAAUAAUAUCAAACCUAAAGAAAAACUUCCCGUCAUGUUCUACAUUCCUGGUGGCGGCUUCAUCGGAAACAAUGGCAACAGGGAGAUGUUGGGACCUGAAUUAUUGAUGAAACAUGACAUAAUCCUUGUAACCAUCAACUACAGAGCUGGAAUCUAUGGUUUCCUGUGUCUAGAUAUACCUGGUUACAAUAAUCAAGGAUUAAAAGAUCAGGUAUUGGCUCUGAAAUGGAUCAAAGAUAACAUAGAAAGUUUUGGUGGAGAUUCCAAUAGAGUUACCGUGUUUGGACAGUCUGCAGGUGCUAUGAGUAUAGAUAUACUGUUUCUUGUAAAAGAACCUUUAUUCCAAAGGGCUAUAAUACAAAGUGGGGUAGCACUCACACCUUGGGUUAUCGCAAAAAUGAAUAAUUCAGUACCCAUUAAUGUAGCUAAAGAAUUGGGUUUUAAAGGUGAUGAUGUAAAAGCAGCUUUGGAUUAUUUAAAAACUUUUAAAGCUACAGAUGUACUUGAAGCAACAAAUUCUUUGAAAAUUUAUGAUACUAAUAACCAUCCUUUAACAAAACCGUGUGUUGAAAAAGAAAGUGAGGUCGCUAUUUUGACAGAUUAUCCAGUAAACUUAAAGCCCAAAGUUAAAGAUUUAGAUAUCAUGAUCGGUCACACGCUGAGAGAGGCAUCAUUCAGAUAUCCAGUUUCUGAUGAAUCGUACUACGAUAAUUAUGUGUUUGACAUCGAACUUGAGCAAGAUUUCAAUGAAACUUUAGACGAAAAACAUGUCAGAAAUUUGUACAUCAAAGAUGAGAAAACAAGUUUAAACGUUCGUCCACAAAUUUUAGAUUUCGCAUCUGAUUUCGCCUUUGCUCACCCUACAGAAAGAACAGUUGACAGAUACCUAGAGGCAGGGGUCAAAAAUGUAUAUAAGUAUUUAUUUACGUACCAAGGUGAAAGAAAUAUUAUGACCAAGAUGAUGAAUACAACCGAUGGAUCGCUCCACGGUGAUGAUAUGGGUUAUUUAUGGAAUGCGGACAUUUUACCAGAGGAACCGAAUGCAGCUGAUCAGAAAAUGAUAGAUAUUAUGACUAAAUUGUACACGGAUUUCGCUAAAUAUGGAAACCCAACUCCUUCAGGCCCAACUGACUUAAUACCUGUAAAGUGGGAGCCAGCAGUUGGUGAGCAGAGGCCGUAUUUGCUCAUAGAUGAACCUCUUUCUCUGGAGCACAUACUCUUCAAUGAAAGAAUGGUGUUCUGGGAUGUGUAUUAUAAAUUACACGCUGAUAAAGUUAAAGGACGGGGCACGUUAUAG
Arctia plantaginis is the source of this 1599-nucleotide messenger RNA. The record is from the annotation of a GenBank genome assembly. NCBI's taxonomy places the organism in Eukaryota, Metazoa, Arthropoda, Insecta, Lepidoptera, Erebidae.